Molecule: messenger RNA, 2790 nt
Organism: Chrysoperla carnea
Lineage: Eukaryota; Metazoa; Arthropoda; Insecta; Neuroptera; Chrysopidae
Gene: Hira
Product: protein HIRA homolog
Exons: 9
Coding region: 81-2750 (889 amino acids)
Biological process (GO): chromatin remodeling; DNA-templated transcription; regulation of DNA-templated transcription
Cellular component (GO): HIR complex; nucleus
Molecular function (GO): nucleosome binding; protein binding
Source: RefSeq, a predicted model, not a curated record
CGUGGAUUCAAAAUAAACAAAAAAAAAUAUUUUUAAAAUUGUAAAAUUUUAUUUAAAAGAAAAGCGUAAAUUUUAAAUUCAUGCAGCUGAUAAAACCAGCGUGGGUUAGUCACGAUGAAAAACCAAUUUUCUCAAUUGAUAUACAUCCAAAUGGAGAACGUUUUGCAACUGGUGGCCAAGGUGCCGAUUCUGGACGUGUCGUCGUUUGGAAUAUCGCACCAAUAUUCAACGAAGAUUUAGAAAAUGAUUCAAAUACACCAAAACAACUUUGUCAAAUGGAUAAUCAUUUAGCUUGCGUAAAUGUCGUGCGCUGGAGCUGUGAUGGUACUCUAUUAGCAUCUGGUGGAGAUGAUAAAUUAGUAAUGAUUUGGAAAUUAGCCGGCGAAGGUGGACCUAGUAUGGUAUUUGGUAGUAGCGGAACGGUGAAUAUUGAACAUUGGCGAUGUGCAGCUACAUUGCGAGGCCAUGCUGGUGAUGUACUCGAUUGUGCAUGGGCACCACACGGUGCUUGGCUUGCAACAUGUAGUGUUGAUAAUUCUGUUAUUAUUUGGAAUAGCCAUAAAUUCCCUGAAAUGGUUACAACCAUUAAAGGUCAUUCAGGUCUUGUCAAGGGUGUUGCAUGGGAUCCAGUUGGAAAAUACUUGGCAAGUCAAUCAGACGAUCGAUCUUUAAGAGUAUGGCGGACUGGGCAAUGGACCGAAGAAGUGGUCGUUACAAAUCCAUUCGAGGAAUGUUCUGGUACAACACAUGUUUUACGUUUAUCAUGGUCUCCUGAUGGACAAUAUUUGGUAUCAGCACAUGCCAUGAAUGGAGGUGGGCCUACAGCUCAAAUAAUUGAGCGUGAUGGUUGGAAACAGGAUAAAGAUUUUGUGGGCCAUAGAAAAGCUGUUACGUGUGUUCGUUUCAAUUCGAAUAUACUUCAAAGACAAGCUCCAGGAAAUUCAAAACCCAUUCAAUAUUGUUGUUUAGCAAUUGGUUCACGGGAUCGCAGUUUAAGUGUUUGGUUGACAUCAUUAAAACGUCCAUUAUUUGUAAUACAAGAAAUAUUCGAAAGUAGUGUAUUGGAUAUAUCUUGGUCAUCGAAUGGUCUUAUAUUAAUGGCGUGCUCAUGGGAUGGAACUGUUGCUUGUAUUCGAUUUGAUGAUAAUGAAUUAGGCAAACGAUUACCAUCUACUGAAAAGAAUUCUUUAUACGAACGAUUAUAUGGUAAAUCAAUAGAAAGUAAUUGGAGUACAUGUUCAAAUCAAAUGAUUAUCGAAGAUACACGUGUUCUAGAAUCACGUGAACAAUUGGCAAAAAAACAACAAGUCACAAUAAAUAGUAAUCUUGAAAAACGUGUUGAAGGUGCAAGCACAAUUACAACAACGGCAGCAGCAAUCACAACACCAUCACCAAAUCUUUUAACAACACCCAUAAAAGCUCCACCAGAUGGAAUUCGUCCAAUUAACAAACAAAUUGAAACACGUCUACCAGAUGGUAAACGACGUAUUACACCAAUGUUUUUAGUUGCUCCGCCAACGCCAAGUAAAGAUAUUUUAAAAGAAAAACCACCAUCGUUAGAGCCUCAACCUCAACCACAACCUCAACAACAACAACCGCAACAACCUAUUGAAAAUAAAUUUUGCAGUUCAUCAUCGGAAAAAAGUACAAUUAUAAUUGAAACACGAAACGAAUCAUUACCACGAAUAACAAUUGAUAGUGAUUGGAAAAAACGUUCACCAGGACCUCGAUUAUCACCAGCUACAUUAACCCCUGUAACUGCUGAAACACGUCAAUCACUUGUAUCCGUCGUUGAUAAUGUACAAGCAUUAAAACAUAGUGGUUUUAAAUUUAAUUUACACGCUAUAAAUAAUCAUUCAAAAACCUUGAAUGGUACUUUAUCUCGGUUACAGUUUUUUAAUGAAUCGGCAAAUCAUUUGGAUACAUCGAAUUGGGAAACAUAUUUUGGUUCAAAUGUACUUUGCAUAUCAAGUUCGAGGCAAUUAAUCGGUGUUGGAUGUGAAGAUUGUACUCUACAUUUAUUAAACGUUUCAACUGGUGGACGAUGUUUGCCGCCCUUUGCCCUAUCCAGUCCUCCGAUAUCUAUCAGCAUAUCACAAACGAAUCGAUGUUGUAUCAUAACACGUAAUAAUUAUCUAACAAUAUGGGAUUUAUGGCCAAUCAAUGAUGCUCAAAUAAUUGUUCAGAAUGUACCAUUACCUCAAAAUGCUGUACCCAGUUCAUGUCUAUUAAACUCAAGUAAUGAACCAAUGUUAAUAUUAGUUGACGGCCGAUCAUAUUGUUUUAAAAUUAAAUUGAACAGUUGGUUAUUGUUGGGUGAUCCGAAAGAUCCAUUAUAUCGACCAGUCACAUCAAAUCCAGUUGGUGAUUUACCAUUGGUAAAUGCACAGCGUUCAUGUUUAUCGGUAAAUCGAUCGGCAAAUAAUAGUGCACUAGCAUCGUCAACAUCGGUUGCGUUAACACACUUCGAAUUACAAUUAGCGAAUAGUGAAGUGUUACAAUCGCCUGUGGAGUAUAAAUAUUGGUUACUAGCAAUGGUUAAACAUUUAUUGGAGAAAGGUCCUGAAUGGAGGCUAAGAACUAUCUUAGAUGAUCUUCUUGGACCAAUUAAUUCAAGUCAAACAUGGAAACCUGAUAUUAUGGGUAUGAAAAAACAUGAUCUCCUUUUACAAGUAUUAGAAUUAUUUAAUUCACAUUUGAAAUGGCAACGAUUGUAUAUGGAAUAUUUCGAGCAAAUUCCAACAACGUAAAAUAUAUGAUAACAGUUUGGUAAGAAGAAUCAUCGAAGAU